Pseudomyrmex gracilis is the source of this 3683-nucleotide messenger RNA. Its product is annotated as myosin-2 heavy chain-like. The coding region runs from base 266 to 3292 and encodes 1008 amino acids. The transcript is spliced from 15 exons. The record is from RefSeq and is a predicted model, not a curated record. Lineage: Eukaryota; Metazoa; Arthropoda; Insecta; Hymenoptera; Formicidae.
AAUCGAAAUAACCGAUAACGAGUUUGACGAACGAAUGUCCGCGCAGUGUUCGACGUACUUAAGAAGGGUUCGGGUCGUUUUCUUCAGGGGUGCGAGUUGGCGACAGGAAACCGCGCGAACGGAGACAAGAAACGUUGCUUGGUAUCAACGGUUUCUUAUCCCGCGCGUUUUCCGACACACAAAUCUCGCACUGAUCAUUUCGCAAAGCGAAUUACUCCGGAGUUGUUGAUACAACAAAAGUAGAAAACGACGCACAGCAACUGGUAUGUCUUUCUCCAAGGCAAAGAUACAACGGUUCAACGAACUUGGAAGCGAGGCACCUCCGCCGGGCGCGUACGAUCCGAAAUUCGAAUUUACUAAGGUAAAAGGGACCGUUAUCGAAAGAUGUGAUAGGUUUGUAGAAACUAAAAGCACAUGCAGCGCAGACGGCACAUCGUCGCUCGGCACAUCAGGAAAGAGCAGCGCAAUGACCACGUCGACUGCUGCUUUUCGAAUGCCCUCGGUGUCGAAGCGGAUGAUCACAAAACCGAUCGUUUGCUCUAAACAAAAAAACGGACAUGUAUCUUUGCAAAGAAGUAACAGCAUGAAAUACGAAUCCACUCACCAACUUGCAGAUCUUCGAGUGGAGUGUCUGAACAAGGACAAAACUAUACAGGAACACGAGAAACAUAUCGAGGAAUUGAAGAACAAUAUAGAGAAGUUAGAAGCCGAGCUUGCGGAGCUGCAAACGAAGCAAGACAAGGUGGAAGCACGACACAAGACUGAUAUCGAAAGAAUGGCCAAAGUACACGAGGAAAUACUAAACAGUUAUAAAGAAAAACAUAAGAUAGACAUGGAGAUGCUGCGUACUCAAUUAAUAGAAGUGUCUGAGAAAAAGGAUCAAAAAGAUGAAGAAAUCUCGAGGCAAAAGAUAGAAACGGAGUUACGGGAGAAUGUCGUCGACGAACUGUCAAAAAGAAUAUCAGCAUUGGCUGUUAUGAGAGAAAAAGAUCACGUGACGAUCAAAAAUCUCGAAAUGCGCAACAGCGAAUACGAAAACACGCUAAACGAAAAGGAGCGCGAUUACGACAACAAGCUUGAAUUACUGGAAAAAGAAAAGAGUCAACUCAAUGUCCGCGUUAUGAAAUUAUCGGAGGAACGAAAUGAUCUUGAAACUAAGUUGGAAAAGAGACAGUGUAUUAUUGUGGAACUUCAGGCUCGGUUGUGCGUUUUGGAGUGCGAAUUAGAUGAACUCAAAGCGAAAUGUCAAGAGCUCACUGACAAUUCUCAUACACAAACUUGCAAGCUUACGGAUAAAUAUGAAAAAGAAAUUGAACACUUGAAAAGUGAUUUCUCAAAAGAAAAGGAAGAAUUGUUAAUGGAAAAUAAAAUGUAUCAAAUACGUGAAUUAGAAACCAAAGAAAAAACAAAUAAGAUGGAGGAAACAAACUCUUGUCUUUUGAAAGAAUUGAAGGACAUUCAAAGGCUUUACAAAGAUGUAAGCCGACGUUUGCAAGAGACACAACAAGAAUUGAAACUCUCAAACGAAAGGCACACUGCUAUGGCGGAAAAAUAUAAAAAAGAUCUGAGCGAUAUAAAAAGUACACAUGCUGAGGAGAAAUUAAAAUUGGAGCAAGUGUUAGAGAAUACCAAAGAGAAAUACGUGAAAGAAUUGGAAAACAUUACAAAAGUAAGAGAUAAAGAAGUGGAAAAAUUAACGGCGUCCAAUAAGAAGCUUGAAGAGGAGAUUAAACGGGUGACCGAAAGUGCGCAAAAGAGAAUUGAAAAUGCGGAGGCUGUUACCAGAGAAACAUUGGCGGCUUGUCGCGUUGAGAGUGAAGAACGGGUGAAGAAAGUGAUUAUUGAGUGCGACGCGAAAGUAAGCGAGUCACACGUCAAUACCAUGAUCAAAGAGGCGCAAAGCUCCGUGGAAGAAGAGAUGCACAUCGCUAGCAAAAGAUACAAGGCGUGUCUCGCUCGUAUGGAACUGGAACGCGCUUCAUUAGACGAGAAACUUGCCCAGCGAGAUACCGAAAUCGCCAAGCUAUCCGCGAUGCUCGAGGAAUUAAAAGCAUCAGCAGAAACACAGGAAAGUUUUAGUCAGAGUUUACAAGUCGAGUUGGAUAAAGCAGAAAGUGAGUUGGCGGAAAAGAAGGAAGAACUGAGAAUUUUGAAGGAUCACAUCAGAACGGAAGCAGCCGAAAUGGUUGCUAGGAGAAAAAGGUUUGAUAUGAUAAUGGCCGACAAUCAAGCAUCUAUAAUGGCGCUUAGUAAUCGCUUGAUGCAGAGCAAUGCUGAAGUGGAAAGACUACAGUAUGAGCUCAAACGUGAUGACGAACGUAUAGACGAGUACCAAGACUUGUUUAAUAUAAUGCGAAAAAAUUCGCAAGAAGUGCACGAUCAAGUCCAAACUAUCAUGGAAGAAUUGGACGUCUACAAAGAACUGGGGAAUCAAUUAAUGACCGGAAAUUUACCUGAAAUGGAAUCGUUAAAAUCUAUCUUUGAGAAAAAAAUUGAGAGUUUAAAACAAAACGCAGCGAAGGAAAUUGCGAGACUUCAGAACGAAAUCGAGCAGAAAUGUCUUCAAGAUGAGGAGCUGAAAAACCAACUUAACGAAAUGGCUAAGAAGCUUAGCGAAGCUCAAAAACUAUUACUCAAAUCGGAAGAGCAAAUUGAUAGUCAAGCGAUAGAAAUAGGGAAAAUGGAGCUAGAAAGUAGGAAGCUGUUAGAGCAAUUACAGAAACACAAAGAAUUAGAAGAAGCCAGUCGAUUACUUCAUAACCAAGCCAUACUACAUAAAACCGCUUUAGAUGAGGCUAAUUCUCGGAUAGAUGAGCUUUCCAAAACGGUUGAACGGUUUGAAGAAAACUUGAAACAUAAACAGGAAACUAUUUCAUUAUUAGAAGAAGAAACAAUGAGAUGGAAAACUAAAGAGUAUGAAAUUGCGCAACUUUUCGCGAAAGAAAAGUCGCGACGAGAAGAGGCUGAGGAGGAAGUUGCUAGAGUCACGGAAUUAAAUAACCGUCUCAAGAAAUACGAGGAAAUACAUGAACAAAAUGCUGCAAUACUCGGCCACCAGAAUAAUAAGCAAAAAAAUAAACACGUAACUCAGUUAAAAGAGAAGAAUAUGUCAUUAGAAAAGGAUUUACAUGCCAAGAACAAGAUAAUUGAACAGCAACAAAAGACUAUAGAAAAAUUGAUAAUCGAAGGAAGCCGGUCUCAUGGAAAAGGCAAAGAGAAUAUAGGAAUGGUGCACUCGACCCCUCUGUCUUCGCCGCAUAAGACGACGCCAUUAAGAAAUCGAAAUGAUUAAUCUUAAGCAAUAAUCGUUAUAUAAUACAUAAUUUUAGUUUAACGUGACAAAAUGUUAAUCGAAAAUUAUUUAAGCGGUAAUUAAUUUUAUUAUAAAGAAAAGCCAGAUCGUAUCUUUGAAAGAUAUUUUUUGUUUACGAAAGUUACGAAAAUAUUUUGUUAAUACUGUUAAUUUUGUCAUUCUAUUUUUCAGAGACUUAGAUUACUAGCUCUUAGCUUAGUAAACAGAAGUCAUAUGUUCAUGUGGCAAACAAAUUUAAUAUAAAUGGCAUGAAACGUAUAUAUGAUAGUUUUUAAUAUAUUUCUCAUUUAGCAAUUUUCCUUGCGUGACAUGUGUAACCCAGACACAUAGUUAUCAUACGAUAUUUUAUAUAAUAAUAUAUUUUGUAUAA